Messenger RNA from Dipodomys ordii (Ord's kangaroo rat), 1785 nucleotides. Its product is annotated as zinc finger protein 684-like. Gene Ontology annotation, molecular function: DNA-binding transcription repressor activity, RNA polymerase II-specific. NCBI's taxonomy places the organism in Eukaryota, Metazoa, Chordata, Mammalia, Rodentia, Heteromyidae. Gene Ontology annotation, biological process: negative regulation of transcription by RNA polymerase II. The record is from RefSeq and is a predicted model, not a curated record.
AUGCACGGUUGCAGCUCCAGAAGAGGGACCUCUAAUGUUGGACCCACUGUUGGCACCCGGAUAGACUUGAAUCUCCACGCGAAGGUGAAGGCGAAUCCUGUGGAUUCCUUGGGGAGUGAGUGCAGAGAUCCUCUUGGAGCUUCAGGUGCCUUGGAUAGGGUGAAAGCCAUACUUCCUGAAUCUUCUGUUCAUUGUCAACAGCAAGAAAGAAUGAAAGACUCUCUGAAGCUAGUGUCAUUUGAUGAUGUGGCUGUGGACUUCAGCUGGGAAGAGUGGCAGUACCUGGACGUUGCUCAGAGGACCCUGUAUAGAGAUGUAAUGCUGGAGAUCUACCGUAACAUUGUGUCCUUGGGGCACUGUGUUCCUAAACCUAACUUGAUCGUCAAACUGGAGCAAGCAGUAGAAACAAGGAUAAGAGAAGCCUCAAGCAAAAAUUUCACAAGUGUUAGCCACGAGGCCGGAGCCCAGCUCUGUGCAGUGGAGCUUGGGAGCUGUAACUUGAAGGAAUCUCAGGCUUUGGAACUAAUGUCAGCCAUGCUUCUAGAAUCUUCUGUUCAUUGUCAGAAGCAAGCAAGCAAGAAAGGAUCUCUGAAGCUGAUGUCAUUUGAUGAUGUGGCUAUAUACUUCACCUGGAAGGAGUGGCAGGAUCUGGAUCCUGGUCAGAAGACCCUUCAUAGAGAUGUAAUGCUGGAGACCUAUAGCAACCUCAUGUCCUUGGGAUGUCUGAGACCUUAUCGCAAUGAUGACCCAGCAAGAGCAAUAGUUCUCCACUAUUUGUUAAUCAUAAGGCACAGUGUUCCUAAACCUAAAUUGAUUGUCAAGCUGGAGCAAGGUGCAGAAACAUGGAUAAGAGAAGGCUCAGACAAGAAUUUCAAAGAUAUCCAAGAAAUGGAGGAUAUGAUUUCCACUUGUCAGGAAAGUCACAAUGUAUAUCUAUCUGAAGUAGCAAUCAUGAAAAGUAACCCAGGGGAGGAAAAAGUGAGAUUUAUAAAAACUUUUAUUUUGAGCUCCAUACAGAAGUCAGAACUGAUUAAGAAUAAUGGGAACUCCUUAGGGAUGAGAACAGAAAAGGUCACUGUGUGUCAGAACAUGGGUGUCUACAAUGAUCCUAGUAAGAUAAGGCAAAUCUUACUGUCUACCAGGGAACACAUACAAGAGAGAAAUCUUAUGAAUGUAACGUGUCGAAAGUCUUUCAUCAAGAAGAUACAACUUACUGUCCACGAGAGAACACUGACAGGAAAGAAAACUUAUGAAUGUAAUGUGUGUAGAAAGUCUUUCACACAGAAGUCAAACCUUUCUGUCCACAAGAGAAUACACACAGGAAACAAGCCAUAUGAAUGUAACAUGUGUGGAAAGUCUUUGAUCUCAAAGGCAACCUUCACUCUCCACCAGAGAACACACACAGGAGAGAAACCUUAUGAAUGUAACAUUUGUGGAAAGUCUUUCAGCCAGAAGUCAAAACUUGCUGGCCACCAGAGUACACACACAAGAGAGAAAUCUUUUGAUUGUAACAUGUGUGGAAAGUCUUUCACCUGGAAGACAAGCCUCACUGUUCAUCAGAGAACACACACAGGAAACAAAACUUAUGAAUGUAAAUGUGGAAAGUCUUUCACCCAGAAGCUACACCUUACUUUCCACCAGAGAACACAUACAGGAGAGAAAUCUUAUGAAUGUAACAUGUGUGGAAAAUCUUUCAUUAACAAGCCAAAGCUUACUCUCCACCAGAGAACACACACAGGAGAGAAACCUCAUGAAUGUAACAGAAAAGUUAUCAUUCCUGUGUAA